CAUUAUGUAUUCAAUUCUCGUAGAAGAUAGCAUCUCAAAUAAAAGUAUUGAUUUCCUACCUUACACAGGUUACCUAGAAGAACCAUAUGGAGAAACACAAUCGUACUGCAGUGAGCAAGGUGACUGAAUUUAUUCUCAUGGGGAUCACAGACAGCCCUGGGCUGCAGGCACCUCUCUUCGGAAUCUUCCUGGUCAUAUACUUGAUCACAGUGUUGGGCAAUCUGGGCAUGGUUAUCUUGACCCAUUUGGACUCCAAGCUACAUACCCCCAUGUACUUUUUUCUUAGACAUUUGUCCAUUACUGAUCUUGGUUACUCCACUGUCAUUGGCCCCAAAAUGAUGGCAAACUUUGUGGUGCACAAAAAUACAAUUUCCUACAAUUGGUGUGCCACCCAGCUGGCACUGUUUGAGAUUUUCAUUAUCACUGAACUGUUUAUUCUAUCAGCAAUGGCCUAUGAUCGCUAUGUUGCUAUCUGCAAACCUCUUCUCUAUGUGGUCAUCAUGGCAGAGAAAGUGCGAUGGGUGCUGGUACUCAUUCCCUAUCUCUACAGUACAUUUGUGUCGCUAUUUCUCACAAUUAAGUUAUUUAGGCUGUCCUUCUGUGGCUCUAACAUCAUCAGUUAUUUUUACUGUGACUGUCUCCCUCUAAUAUCCCUGCUAUGUUCUGACACACAUGAACUAGAACUGAUCAUUUUGAUCUUUUCAGGCUGUAAUUUGCUCUCCUCCCUCUUGAUUGUUCUUGUAUCCUACAUGUUUAUUCUUGUGGCUAUUCUCCGAAUGAAGUCAACUGAGGGGCGGUACAAAGCCUUCUCCACCUGCAGCUCCCAUCUGACAGUGGUGGUCGUGUUCUAUGGGACCUUAUUGUUUAUUUACCUGCAACCCAAAUCCAGCCAUACCUUUGAUAUUGAUAAAAUGGCCUCUGUGUUUUACACCCUGGUGAUUCCAAUGCUGAAUCCAUUGAUCUACAGCCUAAGGAACAAAGAAGUAAAAGAUGCACUAAAAAGAACUUUGACUAAUCAGUGCAAAAUCCCUACUUAAAAUCUUAAUAUUCAGUGGCAACG
Messenger RNA from Myotis brandtii (Brandt's bat), 1060 nucleotides. RefSeq names its product olfactory receptor 8K1. Gene Ontology annotation, molecular function: olfactory receptor activity; odorant binding; G protein-coupled receptor activity. The transcript has a single exon. The record is from RefSeq and is a predicted model, not a curated record. Gene Ontology annotation, biological process: sensory perception of smell; G protein-coupled receptor signaling pathway. The coding region runs from base 87 to 1037 and encodes 316 amino acids. Gene Ontology annotation, cellular component: membrane. NCBI's taxonomy places the organism in Eukaryota, Metazoa, Chordata, Mammalia, Chiroptera, Vespertilionidae.